UUUUGUUUCCCGUAGAACAAAUGAACUGUGUUUCAUGAGCAAAGAAAAAAGAUGGAAGAAGAGAGAAUUGCUCGUCUAAUUGAAAAAUGCCCAAAUACGCGCGUCAUUCGUCAAAUCUAUGCGCGUGUUCUGACUCGCCUCCAUCCCAUUUCCACCCUUUCCUUCCUCCUCUCGAAAAUAGUUGGUUUUUGUGCUCUUUCUCGCCAUGGAGAUAUCAAUCUUGCUCACAAAGUUUUCGAUCAAAUCCCCAACCCAAAUAUUUUCUCUUGGAAUUCCCUUAUUCGGGGUUAUUCUCUUAUUGGAACCCAAUCCAGGGUGCCCUUUUCUUUAUAUAAAAAAAUGGUCAGAAAAGGGUAUCCUUCAGCUAAUACAUUUACCCUGGCUUUCGUGCUUAAGGCUUGCUCCAAUAUUUUGUCUUUCGAAGACGGUCAACAGGUUCAUGCUCGUGUUUUCCUAUCCGGGUUUGGCUCGAACUCGUUUGUUCAAACAGGGUUGCUAAAUUUUUAUGCGAAAUGCGAAGAUAUUGAGCUGGCGGAAAAAGUGUUCGAUGAAAUUCCCGAGAGAGGCUUGGUAGAAUGGAGUACAAUGAUAAGUGGCUAUGCUACGAUGGGAUUGGUCAAUGAGGCUUUUGGUGCGUUUAGGGAAAUGCAAAUGUCGAAAGUUGUCCCUGAUAAGGUAACGAUGGUUAGUGUGAUUUCUGCAUGUGCUAUGGCAGGGGCAUUGGAUAUUGGUAGGUGGAUCCAUGCGUAUAUUGAGAAGCAGAUGAUUGAGACUGAUAUCAUGAUUAGUACUGCGCUAGUUAACAUGUAUGCAAAAUGUGGAUGCAUUGAAAAGGCAAAAGAAAUUUUCAGUGGAAUGCCUGUAAAAGACCAGAAAGCUUGGAGUUCGAUGGUUGUUGGAUUGGCAGUUCACGGCUUAGCAGAGGAGGCUUUGGAAGCGGUUUCUAGAAUGGAGGAAUCCAAGGUUACACCUAGCCAUGUUACUUUUAUUGGCAUUUUAUCUGCUUGUGCCCAUGGUGGACUGGUUUCUUUGGGUAGGAGAUAUUGGUCAAGCAUGAUUGAAUUAGGAAUCGAACCAUCACUAGAGCAUUAUGGUUGUAUGGUUGAUCUUCUCUGCCGAGCUGGCCAUGUUGAUGAGGCUUGUAGUUUUGUUCAAACCAUGCCUUUCUCACCAAAUCCAGUAAUAUGGCGAACAUUACUCAUUGGUUGCCAGAAGAAUAAGAUGCUUCAUAAAGGUGAAAUCGCGGGAGAGCAACUUCUUGCAUUAGAGCCAACAAAUACAGAGAACUAUAUUCUGCUGUCAAAUUUCUAUGCAUCAGUUUCUCAGUGGGAAAAGAUGAGCUAUGUGAGAAAAAAGAUGAAGCAAAUGGGCAUGAAGGCAGUUCCUGGGUGUACCUCAAUUGAAAUUGGUGGUCUUGUUCAUGAGUUUGUGUCGGGAGACUGGCAUCAUCCCGAGGCAAAGGAGAUAAGACAAGUUUUAAGGGUUAUUUCUGAGCGAGUUAGCGAUUCUGGGCAUGAACCACUGAUAUCUGAUGUGCUUCACAAUGUUGCUGAUGAAGAGAAAGGAAUUUACCUGUGUGAGCACAGUGAGAGGCUUGCCAUUGCUUAUGGACUUUUAAAGACGAAAGCACCAGCCUCGAUUCGAAUAGUAAAGAACCUAAGAGUUUGUAUUGAUUGCCAUGAAGUCACAAAGAUCAUCAGUAAAAUUUAUGAGCGUGAAAUAAUUGUUAGAGAUCGAGUUCGGUUCCAUAAGUUUGUCAAUGGUACAUGCUCUUGCAGGGAUUAUUGGUGAUUGUCCACUUCUUUUCUCGGAUACCCGUACUGUUCUCAAAUACCUUAGGUGCCUCACAGUAAACAUGGUAUACGCUGAGGAACUUAAAAACUUAUUUGUCAAAUGGUUCGAGCAUCAUGAAUGGCAGAGAUGUGAGCGUUCAAUAUCAAAUAGUUGAGAGUUAUCUUCGAACAGAUAUU
Messenger RNA from Hibiscus syriacus, 1970 nucleotides. Its product is annotated as pentatricopeptide repeat-containing protein At1g59720, chloroplastic/mitochondrial-like. NCBI's taxonomy places the organism in Eukaryota, Viridiplantae, Streptophyta, Magnoliopsida, Malvales, Malvaceae. Bases 52 to 1791 code for a protein of 579 amino acids. Gene Ontology annotation, biological process: RNA modification. The transcript is spliced from 2 exons. Gene Ontology annotation, molecular function: zinc ion binding; RNA binding; protein binding. The record is from RefSeq and is a predicted model, not a curated record.